This is a messenger RNA of Rodentolepis nana, 1155 nucleotides long. NCBI's taxonomy places the organism in Eukaryota, Metazoa, Platyhelminthes, Cestoda, Cyclophyllidea, Hymenolepididae. The record is from the annotation of a GenBank genome assembly.
AUGAUAAAGCAUCAGUGCAUUUGUAAAAUUUGCCGGUGUGGUCGCCACAAAUGUUCGCACAUUCAUCCGAAGCUGAACGAGGAGGCAUUCAGCAGAGUUACGGAAUAUACCGAACGAUACAUUGGUCAAAAUGGGGAAAGAGCCACAUCAUUAAAACCUAAAGCUUCUCCAAUUCACUCAAUCGAACCGUUAUCUGAAGAAACAACCCAUAGACACGAUUUUGUGCCACACCCACUUGAACCAAGAAAGCAGAAGGCGACGUCUGCUCAACAUGUCCCCAUUGGAACUUUUGGGGGUCAAAGUGUUUAUAACUCUGAUUAUACGAAAAAAUGUAUAACGCGUGUGGCCCCUUUCACCCCUCAACCGUCCGAAAAGAAAUUAGAAGCGUUUAAAGGUGAAGCUACAUAUACGGCGGACUACAAGGAGUGGGAUGUGGAACCACUCAAUAGUAUUGUACCGAAGAAUGAAUAUCAAAAACCCAUAGAUUCGUUCAAGGGAGAGUCAAUUUAUUCUACGGAUUAUGUCAGUCAUGGUCUUUUUAAACCUCCGAAUGCAGUUAAACCUUCGCCCCAACCAAUUCAAAGUGGACCUUUCAAUGGCAUUUCAACUUUCACAGCUGAUUAUAUACCUAAGAAUGCUGAGAAACAAACGCCAUUUCGUCCGGAGUAUACACCUUUAUCCUCAAAUGCACCAUUUGCGAAGGAAACGACUCACAACGUCGACUAUACUGAAAAGCCUCUUCCAGAGCACUUCCGUAGAAAUGUGGAAGAGUAUAAGCCAAGCAGUGCGGAAUUUGAUGGCAGAACAACGUACAGAAUCAAUUACAUACCACUAGAAGGUAAAAGGGCUAAAAUGAUAAAACCGGUAUCUGAAGCGCCAGAACGCAAUGGAGAAUUCUCAGAUAUGACAAAUUACAAAAAGGAGUAUCGUAGGUGGUCAAUUAAAGCUCGCGAAUCGACUGUCCGUGGUCCACCAAAGUAUCUCCCUCCAGAGGCACCAUUUGAUGGACAGACAAUCUAUCAGAAUGAGUACAUGGCUAAACUACUGGAACCUUGUCCAGUUUUGAGUCUACACUCAAACCCAGAUGUCAUUUGCGAGGGAGAGGUAAGCAUAAAUUUUGUCUCUAGACUGAUAUCUGUUUACCAUUUUUUCUAA